This is a messenger RNA of Schistocerca cancellata (South American locust), 2223 nucleotides long. RefSeq lists its product as uncharacterized. The transcript is spliced from 5 exons. Lineage: Eukaryota; Metazoa; Arthropoda; Insecta; Orthoptera; Acrididae. The record is from RefSeq and is a predicted model, not a curated record. Bases 1 to 657 code for a protein of 218 amino acids.
AUGACUCCGGGACGCCGAGGCGCCAGUCGCCUCCGCGCCGUCUCAGCAACGCGGUCCAGCACGCCUCAGGCCCCAGUUCGCGAUCGCAGGUGCGUCUACCAACUGGUCGGCAGCGACAUGAGGUUUUCGCCGGUGGCGAGUGCGCUAGUGGUGCUGAUGGUCAGUGGCUGGGUGGAGCCGCACCGCUCCAAGCGGGUCGUCUACCUGGAUACGGCCAGCCCCAUAGACGUAGCGCUGCAGAUCACGGUGCCCUUCGGCGUGGCGCUCCCCUCUGUGCGGAAGAAGCACGGCUCGGAGGAGGCGGACAAGGCAGGCAGCGGGCGUCGCUCGGACAGCGCCUCGCCGCUGCACCAGCUGUUCGCCCUGCUGCAGGUGGAGCCCGACGCGUGCCGCCUGCGCCUGCUGUGCCAUCUGGCGGCUGACCCGCAAUACUACUUCCCCGUCGCUGAUAUAUUCAGCGAACAGAUGAGGAAGGAGACGGAGGCGCAGUACGUGUCUGCGUGGCUGCAGGGCGCGGCGACCGCCUCCGAGCCCUGGUGCGCCUCUUCGCACCCCGGCUGCGCCACUCCGCCCGACGGCUUCCUGGACGCCCGCGUCAUGGCGCUCUGGAGGGCGGCCUCACGCUUCGUCAGGAUCCGCUUCCGCAGCGCAGACUAGGGCGCCAGCCGCGCACUAAAGCCAGCUUUGUACGCAGUGCACGACUCUCACUGCACGGAUGUAAUAUUUGCUGUAAUGAACAGGAGCAUUGGAGCUUAAGGCCAGGUUCUCAUUCAUUUGAGCAAAAAAUAGGCAAUAUUUGGAAUGUUUUUUGAGACCGUGAAAAGACAUCAGAAGAUCUGUUUGGGAAUUGUGACUCAUCACACCGGUACUUUCAACUUUGUUUUACGUUUUCAAUACAAAAAAAUGGCUCCCGUAAUUAUGGUUUGAUCAAGGGCCUGCGAGUCUGAAGUACGCAGACGACGUGCAGUGUAACCCCUCAGGAGUUAUCUGAAACCAAAAAUGAAUAACAUCAGUCGGUACUACAUUAAACUUGCGGGAACGUACACCUAACCACAAUAAAAUAACCUUAAAUUUAAUAAUAUGGUGCUAACUCGAAAUGUUUGUUAGAUUUUUCGGUGUUUGCUUCGUUCUUUAUGGCUUUACAAAAAAAUAUAAAUACAAAAGAUAGAAAUUAACAGACUGAAUCGUUUUUAUUUUGUGCUGCACGCAGUUACGAAAACUCGUUUCUCUAGAAAAGCCAGUUUAAAAAAAAAUGUUCAAAUGUGUGUUAAAUCUAUUGGGACUUAACUGCUAAGGUCAUCACUCCCUAAGUUUACACACUACUUAACCUAAAUUAUCCUAAGGACAAACACACACACCCAUGCCCGAGGGAGGACUCGAACCUCCGCACAUAUAAAGUUUAGGGAAAAAUUUUAUUUGUAUUAUUAAUUCAAUUUGCAUAAACACUACAUCUUAUUACAUAUUUUUUGAUAUCGUUGAACACUACGUGAAGUUAGAUUUCCAAAGUUCAAUAUGGCUAAUCCAAUGGGGCGCACGUAAAAUUACGUUUUCACCACUUGUGACCAAAAUUUGACAAAAAAAAGUUGAUAGCGUUACUUACGUUUAGUCUGCAAUUCCAGGACCGUAUAUUAAACCUUCCUCUAACUCUAGUUUUUCCUGGAGAACAAUUUUCUCGUUAUUCCUGGCCAGAAAAGCCAAUGUGGCUGAGGUGGGUAUGCUGCGUUCGACAGCCGGCACAUAUGUUUUCGUGUCUACUGCAAUAUAAAUCAUUUUGUGAGCGUGCUUCAUAGCACUAUAAGUUUUCUACCUGAACCGGGCGUUUAUGGCUGAGAGCGUCCCACGGCGACCGUGACGCUACUUCGAACAAUGGGCUGCAGGAGCUUUUGUAACGCAUGGAUUAAAAAAACCUUUUCGUCCCUCAUAAAAGACACAUGUACCUUUCAAAAAAAUGCAAUAAAAUUCUAAUUUUCGACAAUUUGAACUAGAAUCUUCCCUUAAGCCGUCAGUUUGUUUUAAUGUAACGAGAGUUGACAUUUCGAUACUGUUUCAUGGAUCAGAUCAUAUUUUACCUGCUGUGGUAAACAUAUGCUCAGCUUCAUUUUUCAGUAGCAAUACCAUUUCGACGAUGUGUCAUAUGAUUUCCAAUCAGGACGAUCUUUGUGUCUACGUACGACUGAAAUGUGAAUUUGUAUUCCAGAUUUGACAACAUAAAUCGAUGAUAAA